GAGGGAGGAGGAAAGGUGCAAAUAGCCCGCCCUUUUCCCUCUGCAGUUCUCAAUCAGGUCGUACUCCAGGCAAUAUAGAGAGACGGUCAGGCGUUCUCGGUACACAGCUUUGUCUGUAAAUUUAGCGAACAUGUCUGGUCGUGGCAAGGGAGGUAAGGGUCUCGGAAAAGGAGGCGCUAAGCGUCAUCGCAAGGUAUUGAGGGACAAUAUCCAGGGCAUUACCAAACCAGCAAUUCGCCGUUUGGCUCGUCGUGGGGGCGUAAAGCGCAUUUCGGGUCUCAUUUACGAGGAGACCCGGGGAGUGCUGAAGGUAUUUUUGGAGAACGUGAUCCGAGAUGCUGUUACUUACACCGAGCACGCGAAGCGGAAGACUGUGACUGCCAUGGACGUUGUUUAUGCGCUGAAGCGGCAGGGUCGUACUCUGUACGGAUUUGGAGGCUAAACCUGUGCCUGUACUUGUCAGAAAACGCUUAUAACCCAAAGGCUCUUUUCAGAGCCACC
Dermochelys coriacea (leatherback sea turtle) is the source of this 501-nucleotide messenger RNA. RefSeq names its product histone H4. The transcript has a single exon. Gene Ontology annotation, biological process: nucleosome assembly. NCBI's taxonomy places the organism in Eukaryota, Metazoa, Chordata, Testudines, Dermochelyidae. Bases 131 to 442 code for a protein of 103 amino acids. Gene Ontology annotation, cellular component: nucleosome. Gene Ontology annotation, molecular function: structural constituent of chromatin; DNA binding; protein heterodimerization activity. The record is from RefSeq and is a predicted model, not a curated record.